Molecule: messenger RNA, 1488 nt
Organism: Candidula unifasciata
Lineage: Eukaryota; Metazoa; Mollusca; Gastropoda; Stylommatophora; Geomitridae
Source: the annotation of a GenBank genome assembly
AUGAGAACGAUAGAAGAAAUUGCCUCAAUGCGGUCUUCAGCUGUUCGCCCUAAUAGCUUGGAGUUGGACAAUGCCCUUACUUUGGACAUGGACUGCGUAUUCCCUGACUUUGACAACAACAAUAGCAAUAACAUCGUUUCUAACACCAAGAACACUAUUAAUAGUAGGAAAAAGAGAAGAAGGGCAGCCAUCAAGAAGUUUAGCGAUAUUUAUGAGGAAACUGGAGAAUUUUUAGGCAAUGGAUCAUAUGCUUCUGUCAAGGCCUACAGGAAAAAGGAAACUGGACAAGAAUAUGCAGUAAAGAUGAUCAACAAGUGUACUAGCCUCCAACGCAGCAAAGUCUUCAAAGAAAUUGAAAUAUUCCAUCAGUGCCAGGGCAGUGAGAACAUACUAAAUUUGGUGGAGUAUUUUGAGGAAGAAGAUGUGUUUUACCUGGUCUUUGAUAAGAUGGAGGGCGGCACGCUCCUGAGCAACAUAGAGAGUCGGGGUCAUCUCAGCGAGUAUGAAGCUUCCCUUGUGGUCAAGGAAAUAGCCCGGGCCCUUGAUUUUCUUCAUAGCAAGGGCAUCGCUCAUCGAGACCUGAAACCUGAGAAUAUUCUGUGCCAAAGAAUAGGAGAGGUGGUUCCACUGAAGAUCUGUGAUUUUGACCUGGCCAGUGGUGUGCCUCCCAGCUUGAAUAAUUCUGACGGCAGCAAGACUCCUGAGUUGCUGACACCUGUUGGUUCUGCUGAAUACAUGGCCCCCGAAGUUGUGGAUGCUUGGGUUGGAGAGAGUUUCUCCUAUGACAAAAAAUGUGACCUCUGGAGCCUGGGAAUUAUUCUGUACAUUAUGUUGUGUGGCUACCCUCCUUUUUACGGCCAGUGUGGCGAGGAUUGUGGCUGGGAAAGAGGGGAAGCUUGCCAAGAUUGUCAGGAGCUGCUCUUCAACUCUAUCCAAGAAAGCGUGUACGAGUUCCCAGAGAUUGAGUGGAGCUGUGUGUCGGAAAGUGCCAAGGAUUUAAUCAGACACCUUUUGGUGCGCAACCCUCGCAAGCGCUACUCGGCUGCUGAUGUUCUGAAACAUCCUUGGGUUACGAAGCCUCAGGCAGCUACUCCAUUGGCCACACCUCUAAUCCUAACAAGGAAUAACAGCACCAAAGACCUGGAAUCUUUUGCUGAGACAGCCAUCUCAAUCAAUCGCAUGAUGCAGCAACAACGCCUGAUGAUAUCUGGAGCACCCCAGUUUUACGUCGGCCCCCCAUCCGAACCAGUUAUUGAAGAAAGCAGCGGAGAUGAUGAGAACCACAGCGACAAUGACCAGGAGUCCUCCAUCUGUUUUGACUUCAUGAAAGGCAUGAAAUUCUCAUCACAGGACCUUCCGGUGAUUAUCACAACGCACGCUUCCAGCAGCAGCAACAACAACAAUAACAACAACAGCUUUCAUCAUCAUCAUGAUCCAACAUUGGGAAGCAUGGACAGUUUAAUUAUUAGCUCAGGGAGUUGGCAGUGA